AUGGGUUCAAUUCUUCCUGAUGUGUCCGAGUACGACAGAGUCAUCUCCAAUGGUGAAGGACUCGGCCAGAUCUUCUAUCAGCGGAUGCUAGAAGACCCAGAGGCUGUCGCAAUCAUUGACGAGCAGAGCAAAAGCCUGUCAUACCGUGCUAUCCAUGAAAAGGCAACCGAUCUGGCGCGGACGCUCGUCGAGCACGAGUCCAGCCCUGGAGACCGGGUCGGGGUUAUUGUUGAUCAUGGGCUUUGGGACCCGGUCACGCAAGUGGCUAUAAUCUACGCUGGCGGUACCUGUGUGCCCAUCGAUCCUCUAUUGCCCGAUCAGCAGAUUAAAAGCCGUUUGAUGAGGUUGGGCGUUCGACAUAUUCUUGUCGAUGAAGCCAAUGCGAAGCGAGACCUGCCGUUUGCUUCGUUCGUGGUGACCGAUGGUCGCAAUGAAUCGACCGAUGCAGGCGAAGGAGGACACUUUCCGAUGGCCACGAGCGUCGAUCACUGCUCGCAUCUUAUCCACACCUCAGGCACCACCAGCGAGCCGAAGGCUGUGCAGAUAGCUGCGCGAUCAAUCAUCCAUGUCGCACACCACGCACCUUACGAACCCGUCCGCAAGUCGGAUGUGGUCGGCCACCCGAACAAGACGAGCUUCGACGUCGCCCUGUUUGACAUCUGGGGCGCUCUACUACGCGGUGCGGCCGUGGGUGUGCUGAGCAAAGCAACGCUUCUGGACAGUGCUGCACUUGCCGCAGCAAUCCGGAGGCUUGGGAUUACGAUUACCGCCAUCACGACGCCGUUGGUCAACCUGGCGGCGACGACGUACCCGACGACCUUUGCGCCACUCCGGGCGGUCCUCAUGGGCGGCGAAGCAGUCAAUCUCCGUGCGAUGGAGGCCAUUCUGACUGCAGGACCUCCUCAGCACCUGAUGAAUGCGUAUGGCCCAACUGAAUGUUGCGUCUACUGCCUCACGCAUGAGAUUACAUUCGACGACGUUCGUGCGGGCAAGGUCAGUGUAGGGAAGACAAUCGGCCGCAACGUCUGUUGUGUGUGUGAUGAAGACGGCAAUCCCGUACCGGCGGGCGAAGAGGGCGAACUCCUCGUUGGAGGACCGGGGGUUUCGCCUGGUUAUGUCGACCAGCCGGAGAAAAAUGCAAAGACCUUCGUGGCAGUCCCCGGCAUGAUCGACCCCGAGUCCAACCAGCCCUACCGCAUGUACCGGACCGGCGACCUGGUUCGCCAGCGUCCCGAUGGUCAGCAUGAUUUCCUGGGUCGUCGCGAUGAACAGGUUAAGAUUCGUGGGUUCCGAGUUGAGCUCGCUGCUGUCCGUUCGGUUCUCAUGAACACGGGCCACUUUGCCGAAGUCUUUGCCAUGGCCAUGAAUUCACAGGCGGCAGGAGCCGGUGCGACUCUGGUUGCCUUUGCCGUCCUGCGCGCCAACUCAGCUAAGAAUGCCGUGGCCGACGCGGUGGAGGUUGCGAAGGCAGUUCUUCCUGACUUUAUGGUGCCUCACAUCGAGGUGAUUACAGAAAUGCCUCUGAACGCGCACGCAAAAAUAGAUCGCAAGAAACUGGAGGCUCUGUAUAACCAGCGGCGCGAGAGACUGCUUGAGAAAAUCACCGGUAGCAGGAAAGAGAAGGUGAUGAGCACACGCCAGCAGAUCGCCAGCAUAUGGGCGAUGAUAUUGGCCACCCCGGUUCCCGAGUACGCUGACGAGGACGACUUUUUCGCCCUGGGGGGCACCUCCCUGCAGGCAUCUUUGCUGAUUACCCACAUUAGGCAGCAGCUCAGCACCGAGAUCUCGCUGCUCACUCUGUACGAUCAUCCCACCAUUGGCGAGUUGGCCGCUAUCGUGGACAAACACCGAGGCUCAUCCAUGGCCACCAUCCGCGACGAACAAGACAUGCUGGCUGCCGACAUAAAGCUUGGGGAUGAUUUGAAGCUUCCCCAGGAACCAGUGGUUGACUGGCGUCGAGAUACAGAAGGUAGAGUCUUUCUGACUGGCGCCACCGGCUUCGUGGGCGCAUUCUACCUGGAAGCCCUCCUCCUGAUGCCCGGUGUGCAUCAGGUCGGCUGUCUUGUGCGUGCAGCAACCCCCGCCAAAGGUUUCCAGCGGAUUCGCGCUGCUCUUGUCAAGUACGGGCUCUGGCAGGAUCCCUUCUCGAGCAAGAUCCUCCCACUGUGUGGCAAUCUCCAGGAUCACUGGCUGGGAAUGGGCGAGGAGCGGUUCCAAGAGAUUGCAAGGUGGAGCAGCGUAAUUUUUCACUUGGGUGCCCUUGUCAACUACACGAAGCCCUACUCGCUCCAUCGGCCAGCCAAUGUCAUUGGAACGGCGAAUAUUGCUCGCUUUGCCGUCACCGGUCGUCCCAAGGGCCUCCAUUACUGCUCCAGCAUCUCGUGCUUUGGGCCAACCGGGUUUGUGAAUGGAGCUAAAGUCAUCUACGAGGAUGCCUCGCUGCUCCCCCAUCUACCUGCUCUGCCGUAUGAUCACGGAUAUGCUCAGAGCCAAUGGGCUGCCGACGCCCUCCUCCAGCGCCAGAUCAACCGCGGCUUCCCCAUCGCCAUUUACCGUCCCGGGUUUAUCACCGGCGACUCCAAGACCGGUGUCUGCAACCCGGACGACUUCUUCAGCAGACUGAUUCGCGCCGGCCUCGACCUCGGGUGCUACCCUGACCUGCCAGACCAGCGCAAGGAAUUCGUGCCCGUUGACUAUGUCGUCGCCGCAAUGCUCCACAUUUCUUGCUCCGUCUUCUCCAUGGGCCAUGCCUUCCAUCUGCUGCCAAGCCGUGCAGCCUCCGUUGACAUGACCGAGACCAUGGAGUUACUUGGCCAGGUGCGUGGGACGGCCAUCAAACGGCUGAGCUACGAGCAGUGGAUCGAGCGACUGUCGGCGACUUCCCAUGCCAGCCUCCAGCCACUUCUGCCCAUGCUGGCAGAAAAGGUCCGCGAUGGACUUAGCCGCUGGGAGUUGUAUGAGAAAAUGCCCGUCUACGACGCUACUAAUACCCGGCGCGCCCUUGCUAUGCUCCCGUCACCACCCGAGUGUCCGCCCUUUGACCGUGCCUUGGUGAAGAAGUAUGUCGAUUAUCUGUACGCGAUUGAAAAGGGUCAACUUUAG
Molecule: messenger RNA, 3102 nt
Organism: Aspergillus fischeri NRRL 181
Lineage: Eukaryota; Fungi; Ascomycota; Eurotiomycetes; Eurotiales; Aspergillaceae
Product: putative nonribosomal peptide synthase
Exons: 1
Coding region: 1-3102 (1033 amino acids)
Molecular function (GO): phosphopantetheine binding
Source: RefSeq, a predicted model, not a curated record